Molecule: messenger RNA, 1731 nt
Organism: Salvia splendens (bonfire salvia)
Lineage: Eukaryota; Viridiplantae; Streptophyta; Magnoliopsida; Lamiales; Lamiaceae
Exons: 5
Coding region: 481-1596 (371 amino acids)
Source: RefSeq, a predicted model, not a curated record
CCAAAGUGGGUCAUAUGUAUUGGGAUUAUCCUCACAUGGGCUUGAAAUGAAAUUAGAAACAUCAUCUGCCAAAUAUCUCUCUCCUCUCCAUAUUCUUGAAUAAAAAUCAGUCAUCAGGUGCAGAGAAUUCAAACCAUUUUUGUUUCCCUUUCGCCUUUCAUUUUCUGGUCCCAUUUACGUGUGUGUGUAAGUGUGUGAAGGGAAGAAUGGGGAAAUGUAACAACCAUGUAGCCAAUAGCUAUCUUUGACAGCGAAAGAUUGUGUUUUUAUGUGGUAAUGGAAGAAGGGUGUGUGGGGUUUUAGAGGUUCAAGAAUUUGGCUAUGUGUCAGCACCAUUGUAGGGGUGUGUGUGGAUUGAUUUUUUCAGCCAUUCUUGGCUGGUAACUACGACAUCACCAGCCCUCCGGUGGUCCCCACUGUGGCACCCAUAACCUUGCAGACUGCAGGGUUUUGAUCCACAUUUGGUCUAAAUUUAGAGCCAUGAGAAGGAAUUCAGGGCCGCCUUUUAGGAACUCGGGUGACUUCACUAGCCCAGGGACACCAGAGUACGACGAUCAUUUGCCAAAGACGUGGAGCUCUGAGCGGGUGCCAUUGCCUGCGGGCAGCAGUAGGAGGCAUGUCUCUGCAUCUGCAUUGAUGCCCUUCAAUAGUGGGAGGACGGUGCCUUCGAAAUGGGAUGAUGCUGAGAGAUGGAUCACCAGCCCGAUUUCAGGCUUUGGCGCGUUCAAUGCUGUGGCUGCUCAGAGACGCCCCAAGUCCAAGAGUGGCCCUUUGGGGCCAACCCCGAUGGGCCUUGUGUACUUCCCCAACUACUCCCCGAUCAUGCAUGUGCACGAAGGCAGGACAGUGAGGAAUUUCAUGGCAAAUUCACCUCUUACUACGGGUGUCUUGGUCCCCGAGGGUUUGUCUGUUCAUUAUGAGUCUGAAAUUGAUGCAAGGUCUCGUUCCUUGUAUGCUGAAGACAACAGGAGACAUGGUGCUAGUAUGAUUGGCCCGUCGGAUAUGCUUAGCGAGACUUCUGAGCCUAGUUCUCAAGACGACAAAGUGGGUGACAAGGAGGAAGAAGCCCUGGUUUCACGCCGCGACAUGGCUACUCAAAUGAGCCCAGAUGGGAGCACCCGUUCAUCAUCCAAAGCAAGGCUAUCGUUUUCUGCUCGUUCCUCAGUUCCUAUGCUAGAGCGCCUGCAUGCAGGGAAAGACGAUAUCAGAGAUGUCCAGGUAGACAACACUUGUACCGGACCGAGGAAACAAGAGGUCGAAGAGACGGACUCAACUCUCAUAGGAGGCGCCUGGGAUGUUACCGAGUCAUCAAAAAACAUGUCCAAGUUUGAGAGAGAGGAAGCGAAGAUCUGUGCUUGGGAGAAGUUGCAAAAGGCGAAAGCCGAGGCUGCAAUGAGGAAACUGGAGGUGAAACUGGAGAAGAAGAGAUCAGGUUCGAUGGAGAAGAUAACGAAGAAGCUAAGAAAGGCGCAGACGAAAGCUGAAGCCAUGAGAAGCACUUUGUCGGGGCAAGCAGCGCCUCCAACACGGAUGUCGUGCUCUCUGUAUUUCAAGCUUUGCUCUAUUUGUAGCUGCUUCAUAUGCACCAAGAGAUAAUUGGGGAUGAUGUUCUUGAUCAAAUCAUCAUGAAACUAGGUCACACAAAUAUGGAGUAGUGAAAAAAAAGAGAGAAUAAAAUCAAGAAUGAAAAAAGAAAGUAUUUUGAUAGUGAAAUGUGAGAUUGAAUAUAAA